Glossina fuscipes is the source of this 2221-nucleotide messenger RNA. RefSeq names its product dihydroorotate dehydrogenase (quinone), mitochondrial (gene Dhod). The transcript has 3 exons. The coding region runs from base 73 to 1266 and encodes 397 amino acids. Gene Ontology annotation, biological process: pyrimidine ribonucleotide biosynthetic process; 'de novo' pyrimidine nucleobase biosynthetic process. The record is from RefSeq and is a predicted model, not a curated record. Gene Ontology annotation, cellular component: mitochondrial inner membrane; cytoplasm. NCBI's taxonomy places the organism in Eukaryota, Metazoa, Arthropoda, Insecta, Diptera, Glossinidae. Gene Ontology annotation, molecular function: dihydroorotate dehydrogenase activity.
CUAAUUCCCGUAUAUACGUGCAAAUAUUUUCUUGUAAAAUUUAUUUAUUUUUUUUUAAUUUCUUCUUUUUUCAUGGCUCUUCAAACUUCUAAAGCUUUGAACAAAUUAAAAUCCUUAACUUUCGUAACACUUGGCGGUGGUUGUAUAUUUUCCGCGCUAUGCAUCAACCAAAGUAAUGAAAAAUUUUAUGAAGAGAUUCUAAUGCCAGCGACGCGUCUAUUACCACCCGAGUUCAGUCAUAAAGUGGCCGUUUGGGCAUGUAAGAACAAAUUGCUCGGCCAAUCUAGAACGGAUGAUGGAAUUUUGAAAUGUAAUUUCUUUGGCUCAACGUUAAAAAACCCAAUCGGUAUUGCAGCCGGUUUCGAUAAACAUGCGGAAGCAGUAGAAGGUUUAUCUCAACUUGGAUUUGGCUUUAUAGAAAUUGGUUCCGUUACUCCAGAACCACAACCGGGACAGCCGCAACCGCGUGUUUUUCGUUUAGUGGCCGAUGAGGCCAUUAUUAAUCGUUACGGUUUCAAUAGCGAAGGCCAUGUGUGUGUGUACGAACGCUUGAAAGCUGUUAGAGAAUCGGGACAAUUUUCGAGCAUUUUAGGAGUUAAUUUGGGUAAAAAUAAAAACUCCACCUCGGCUAAGCAGGAUUAUGUGAAGGGAGUACAAAUGUUUGGUCCAAUUGCGGAUUAUCUUGUUGUUAAUGUAAGCAGUCCAAAUACGCCAGGAUUGCGCGAUCUGCAAGGAAAGAACGACUUGCAACAGUUACUUGAAGCUGUGAUACAAGCACGCAAUCAAUUAUCGGUGAACAAUAGCGUACCGAUUCUGCUAAAAUUAGCACCAGACUUAACAAAACAGGAUAUUAAAGAUAUAGUGGCGGUGGUCAACAAGAAAUCGUGUAAGGUCGAUGGCUUAAUUAUAUCAAAUACAACGGUGUCACGGCAAAAUCUUAAAGAUUCCCAGCUUGCCUUAGAAAAUGGCGGACUCAGCGGUGCACCUCUUCGUUCGAAAUCUACCCGUUUAGUGGCACAAAUAUAUUAUCAAACCGGGGGAAAAAUACCUAUAAUUGGCGUAGGAGGUAUUGCGACAGGCGAAGAUGCUUUUGAAAAACUAGAAGCUGGUGCAUCGUACUUACAAUUGUACACUUCGUUUAUUUACCAUGGGCCACCCGUAGUAAACAAAAUUAAGCGGGAAUUGGUGGAUAUUUUAAAGAAAAAAGGCUAUAAUUCAAUAUCUCAGGUGGUUGGUUGUAAUUAUAAGAAAUAUCUAAGUGAAUAGUUUCAUAUCCCUUUCGUGAAUUCCCUCAUUUGAUAUUGCGUCUAUGCAUGGGUUUGAAGCGAAUAUUGUAGCACUUGCUAACACAUAGCAAUCGAUUGUCGAGAGUGCCGCAUUGGAAUUCGAAAAAAACAUGAACAACAAGAAGUUAGAUUAUAUUUUGAAAACGAAAGGAAGAAGUCACAUUAUUUUCGAAAUAACAGAAAAAUUAAUAGCUGAGAUUUUCGUAUCCCAGACGCUUGUCGGUGUAACGAAUAAUUUGAGGAUUUAGUGAGAACCUGUAGUCCAGCUUGACGCAUGAAAUACUAUAAGUACUAUUCGAACCUUAAAUGACUACACGUAAUGAAGUUUGGAAAGUCUAGAAGAAUGAUACUCAAAAAUGUUAUUAGCGAAAAGCUCCGAACUUUUACAAGAAAAGCCUGACAUUCGUACGGAUUUAAGAAUAAUUGUAGACCAGACACUUCGAAAAUAUACGAAAAGGAAUACAGUAAGUUUGCUUUUCAGCGGACAGGUUGUAUGUGCAGGGCAUUGAAAAUACCUAGAGUUUCCAUGCAUUUGCAGUGCUUAUCUACCCCUUAUUUAAGAAAUCUGUAAGCAUGUGUUUUGUGUUUAGAUAUCCUCAUACUGCAUCUUAUUAUAAUAUGAUGCCCUUAGGAUCUCAUGUUGUGGAAGAUUGUGUUUCUGUAUAAUUUUCCAGAACGUUGAUAGUCUGCAUUUCUAUUUCAUCUAUGGUUAUAGAAUAUGAAAAUUCAUUUACUUUUUUUUAGGAUCACGGUGAUGGGUAUAAUUUUCUUUCUUUGUUUUCGCUGAAAAAUCUAAUAAAGACGCAAUAGGCAUUCACAUUCAGAGCGACGAUAAGCUUAAGCUUCCUUGGUAACCACUAGUUUUAAGUGAACUAACUGCAUGUAUUUUCUAAAAUAUUUUUAUUGUUAAUAAUAAAAAUAAAAAUAUCUUUGCA